Molecule: messenger RNA, 354 nt
Organism: Balaenoptera acutorostrata (minke whale)
Lineage: Eukaryota; Metazoa; Chordata; Mammalia; Artiodactyla; Balaenopteridae
Product: 60S ribosomal protein L13
Exons: 1
Coding region: 1-354 (117 amino acids)
Biological process (GO): translation
Cellular component (GO): cytosolic large ribosomal subunit; ribosome
Molecular function (GO): RNA binding; structural constituent of ribosome
Source: RefSeq, a predicted model, not a curated record
AUGGCACCCAGCCGUAAUGAUAUGAUCCUGAAGCCCCACUUCCACAAGAACUGGCAGCGGCGCGUGGCCACGUGGUUCAACCAGCUGGCGCGCAAGAUCCGCAGGAAGCCCUCAGCCCCCAAGAAGGGAGACAGCUCUGCUGCAAAGCUCAAAUUGGCCAUCCAGCUGACCGGACCAGUCAUGCCCAUACGGAACAUCUACAAGAAGGAGAAGGCCAGAGUCAUCACAGAGGAGGAGAAGAACUUCAAGGCCUUCGCCAGUCUCCGCAUGGCCUACGCCAAUGCCCGGCUCUUUGGCAUCUGGGCAAAAAGGGCCAAGGAAGCUGCAGAACAGGAUGUUGAAAGGAAAAAGUAA